AUGACCGAGUCCUUAUUCGAUACGAAGUUCACUUCUGAAGCUAAUGUUGGUGGCAAUUCCAACGACAUCGAAUCAUCAUUAAACGUUCCUUCUACUUCCUCAAGCAAUAUCGGCGAGAACGCUAGUCCUCAUGAAUCAUCAUCAAUUCAGGCUGGGGUCAUCGAGUCAGACGCUGUCUCUCCUGCUCAAUCUGAACUUUCUGAACAAUCGACAAGUUUACCUUCCUUACAUGACAAAACCAACGCGUCCGCCUUAAUAAACUAUAGAGUCUUGGUGUCUGCCAAAGAGUCUGGUUGUCUUAUUGGCCAAAACGGUCGGGUCAUCGACUCCAUCAGAGCAGAAACCAACACCAAAGCAGGCAUUUCCAGAUUACAACCUGGUUCUCAUGAGAGAAUUUUGACAGUCAGUGGCACUUUAGACGAAUGUGCUAAAGCACUCAGUUACUUUGCUCAAGCUUUAUGCGAGUCAGCGAUUGAAACAUACAACUUCUUCCCGCUUAAACAAUUAUCAGCCAAUCCAUGUAUCGAAAAUGAAACUACCAUACUCAGAUUAUUAAUACCAAACAGUCAAAUGGGUACUUUAAUUGGGUCAAAAGGUUUAAGAAUCCAGCAAAUUCAAACUCAAUAUAAUAUUUCAAUGAUCGCCUCCAAAUCUUUCCUUCCAGGUUCGAACGAAAGAUUAGUUGAAUUACAAGGAUCAGUUGACGAUUUGUAUGAUGCCAUAAGAAUAAUCUCCAGAUGCCUUAUUGAGGACUUUUCAAGUAUAGUAGGAACAAAUUAUUAUAUUCCAAGGGGCCAUGGCUUCAAUAAUGGAAUUGGAGCUGGUGCACCUAUUCCUAAAACUGCUGCUGCACCAUUCAGAAAGAAUCAAAAUAUUACAACUACUUCACUCAGUUUCCCUAACGAAAUUGUCGGUGCUUUAAUUGGUAAGAAUGGAUCCAGAAUCCAAGGCGUGAGAAAAGUUAGUGGUGCAACAAUCGGAAUUUCUGAAGAAGUUGAAGGAAAAGAUGAAAGAAUUUUCACGAUCUCUGGCUCAACACAUGCCGUGGAAAAGGCUAAGGACUUGUUAUAUCACAACUUAGAGAGGGAAGAGCAAAGAAGAGCUGAAGCUGAGAAUAACUAG
This is a messenger RNA of Suhomyces tanzawaensis NRRL Y-17324, 1122 nucleotides long. RefSeq lists its product as uncharacterized. Gene Ontology annotation, cellular component: nucleus; cytoplasm. Gene Ontology annotation, molecular function: mRNA 3'-UTR AU-rich region binding. Gene Ontology annotation, biological process: 3'-UTR-mediated mRNA stabilization. The coding region runs from base 1 to 1122 and encodes 373 amino acids. Lineage: Eukaryota; Fungi; Ascomycota; Pichiomycetes; Serinales; Debaryomycetaceae. The record is from RefSeq and is a predicted model, not a curated record. The transcript has a single exon.